AUGGCCCCCGCCUGGGGCCGCCUGCACCCCGCGCUCUGGGUCGUCACGGCCGUGGCGGCGGCGGCCACCAGCGUGUCCGCGGCACGCGGCGAAGUGAACUUGCUGGACACGUCGACUAUCCACGGGGACUGGGGCUGGCUCACGUAUCCGGCUCACGGGUGGGACUCCAUCAACGAGGUGGACGAGUCCUUCCGGCCCAUCCACACGUACCAGGUGUGCAACGUCAUGAGCCCCAACCAGAACAACUGGCUGCGCACCAGCUGGGUGCCACGCGACGGCGCCCGGCGCGUCUACGCCGAGAUCAAGUUCACCCUGCGCGACUGCAACAGCAUGCCUGGCGUGCUGGGCACCUGCAAGGAGACCUUCAACCUCUACUACCUGGAGUCAGACCGCGACCUGGGCGCCAGCACACAAGAGAGCCAGUUCCUCAAAAUCGACACCAUCGCAGCCGACGAGAGCUUCACGGGCGCGGACCUGGGCGUGCGGCGCCUCAAGCUCAACACGGAGGUGCGCGGCGUGGGCCCACUCAGCAAGCGUGGCUUCUAUCUGGCCUUCCAGGACAUCGGGGCCUGCCUCGCCGUGCUGUCCCUGCGCAUCUACUACAAGAAGUGCCCCACCAUGGUGCGCAACCUGGCUGCCUUCUCGGAGGCGGUGACAGGGGCCGACUCAUCUUCGCUGGUGGAGGUGCGGGGCCACUGUGUGCGGCACUCAGAGGAGCGGGACACGCCCAAGAUGUACUGCAGUGCGGAGGGCGAGUGGCUGGUGCCCAUUGGCAAGUGCGUGUGCAGUGCCGGCUACGAGGAGCGGCAGGAUGCCUGUGUGGCCUGUGAGCUGGGCUUCUACAAGUCAGCCCCCGGGGACCAGCUCUGUGCCCGCUGCCCUCCCCACAGCCACUCGGCGGCCCCGGCCACCCAGGCCUGUCGCUGUGACCUCAGCUACUACCGCGCAGCCCUAGACCCGCCGUCAGCAGCCUGCACCCGGCCGCCCUCGGCACCAGUGAAUCUGAUCUCCAGUGUGAAUGGGACAUCUGUGACCCUGGAGUGGGCCCCUCCCCUGGACCCCGGUGGCCGCAGCGACAUCACCUACAAUGCUGUGUGCCGCCGCUGCCCCUGGGCGUUGGGCCGCUGUGAGAAGUGUGGGAGCGGCACCCGCUUCGUGCCCCAGCAGACAAGCCUGGUGCAGGCCAGCCUGCUGGUGGCCAACUUGCUGGCGCACAUGAACUACUCCUUCUGGAUCGAGGCCGUCAAUGGCGUGUCAGACCUGAGCCCUGAGCCCCACCGGGCCGCGGUCGUCAACAUCACCACGAACCAGGCAGCCCCGUCCCAGGUGGUGGUGAUCCGCCAGGAGUGGGCAGGCCAGACCAGCGUCUCGCUGCUGUGGCAGGAGCCUGAACAGCCCAACGGCAUCAUCCUGGAGUACGAGAUCAAGUACUAUGAGAAGGACAAGGAGAUGCAGAGCUACUCCACCCUCAAAGCUGUCACCACCAAGGCCACCGUCUCGGGCCUCAAGCCGGGCACCCGCUACGUGUUCCAGGUCAGAGCCCGCACCUCGGCAGGCUGCGGCCGCUUCAGCCAGGCCAUGGAGGUGGAGACCGGGAAACCCCGUCCCCGCUACGACACCAGGACCAUCAUUUGGAUCUGCCUGACACUCAUCACCGGCCUGGUUGUGCUUCUGCUCCUGCUCAUCUGCAGGAAGCGGCACUGUGGCUACAGCAAGGCCUUCCAGGACUCGGACGAGGAGAAGAUGCACUAUCAGAACGGGCAGGCACCUCCGCCUGUCUUCCUGCCCCUGCACCGCCCCCCGGGGAAGGUCCUGGAGCCCCAGUUCUAUGCAGAACCCCACACCUACGAGGAGCCAGGCCUGGCGGGUCGUGGUUUCACCCGAGAGAUUGAAGCCUCCAGGAUCCACAUUGAGAAAAUCAUCGGCUCCGGAGAGUCGGGGGAAGUCUGCUACGGGCGGCUGCGGGUGCCGGGUCAGCGGGACGUGCCUGUGGCCAUCAAGGCCCUCAAAGCUGGCUACACAGAGAGACAGCGGCGGGACUUUCUCAGUGAGGCGUCCAUCAUGGGGCAGUUUGACCACCCCAAUAUCAUCCGCCUUGAAGGGGUCGUCACACGUGGCCGCCUAGCAAUGAUCGUGACCGAGUACAUGGAGAACGGCUCUCUGGACACCUUCCUGAGGACUCACGACGGGCAGUUCACCAUCACGCAGCUGGUGGGCAUGCUCAGGGGCGUGGGCGCCGGCAUGCGCUACCUCUCAGACCUGGGCUACGUCCACCGUGACCUGGCCGCCCGCAACGUCCUGGUUGACGGCAACUUGGUCUGCAAGGUGUCUGACUUCGGGCUCUCGCGGGUGCUGGAGGACGACCCCAAUGCCGCCUACACCACCACGGGCGGGAAGAUCCCCAUCCGCUGGACAGCCCCUGAGGCCAUUGCCUUCCGGACCUUCUCCUCGGCCAGUGACGUGUGGAGUUUCGGCGUGGUCAUGUGGGAGGUGCUAGCCUAUGGGGAGAGGCCCUACUGGAACAUGACCAACCGCGACGUCAUCAGCUCUGUGGAGGAGGGGUACCGCCUGCCGGCACCCAUGGGCUGUCCCCGCGCCCUGCACCAGCUCAUGCUCGACUGUUGGCACAAGGACCGGGCUCAGCGGCCUCGCUUUUCCCAGAUUGUCAGCAUCCUUGAUGCGCUGACCUGCAACCCUGAGAGUCUCAGGGCCACAGCCACUGUUAGCAGGUGUCCAGCCCCCAGCUUUGCCCAGAGCUGCUUUGACCUCCGUGGGAGCGGGGGUGGCAGUGGCGGCCUCACUGUGGGGGACUGGCUGGACUCCAUCCGCAUGGGCCGCUACCGGGACCACUUUGCUGCAGGUGGUUACUCGUCUCUGGGCAUGGUGCUUCAGAUGAACGCCCAGGACGUGCGUGCCCUGGGCAUCACCCUCAUGGGCCAUCAGAAGAAGAUCCUGGGCAGCAUCCAGACCAUGAGGGCGCAGCUCACCAGCACCCAGGGGCCCCACCGGCACCUCUGACCAACCCACACCAGCCCUGGGUCCUGCCAGCUAUCGGAGGAUUUGCAGGGAUGGCCAGUGGUCUGGGCAGCCCCUGCUCCUUGGCUGCCUUCCUGUCAGGUGCCCAUGAGGCCGAGGACUGCCCGCCAGGACCUGGAGUUGUCAGGGUUGGGCCACCUGCAGAGGGACCUUCGGUGCCCAGCAUGGCUGGGUUUCCUGUCCCCAGAGCAGGGGGCCUUCUAUUUCCCAGAUGUAGGGGCCUCAACGCCACUGAGCCCAACGGAGACAUCAGUCACCUGCUUGUGUGUGCAUCUACCCGCCGGGUCCCAGCGUGGAUGUGUGCCAGUUAGGGCACGCGUGCUCAUCCACUAAGACUGGGACACGUGUACACGUGACUGUAGGUGGCGUGUCAUGGGUGAGGAUGGCGUCACAAGCCUGUGAGCAGGGCCCUCCGUGUGAUACUGCCCACAAAUGUGGGUCCAGGCCCCGGCGCCCACCAGGACUGCAGUGAGGCUCAGACCCACCUCCCCCUGCCUGGAGGCUGGAGCCAAAGGCCACCUCUGAACCCGCACCAGCACCAGGCCCGCCCUCGUCUCCUGCCCCCGACCCGGGCGAGCCAGCUCCCGGCUCUAUCUCAGGUCCCAGCCCUCCCUCCAGCUGGUGGGGGGCCGCCUGCAGCCUCCACCUGGCUUCUACCACUGCUUCAACGGGAAAACAGGGUUCCCGGCCAGCGCCCCUGGCCGCCUCAGUAUGUACCACAGGGUACAGGAGAUGCCCGCAACUGGACUCGGCUGCCUGGCUAGGGGCCCGGAGCCACCGCAUUUCCUCUAGUCUCUGAUGCCUGCCUCAGCCCAGGGCUCCUCUCUUGGGAGUCCCUCUGCCCCCCUCACUGCCCCCCAGCCCCACGCCUGGAAUCAGGGACCAUAGGAUCCUAGCUUUGGAGCCCCAAGCACCGCUCCUGCACCAUUGGGGCACCCCCGGGGAGUGCGCAGGUCUUGUCCAAGGUCACAGAGCAGCCAAGUUUCUGAGCUGCACCUGCUCCCAGGGCUUUUUCCCCUGCACCAUCCCACAGGGACAGCUGUGGGUGGGAGGGCGCUUUGAACCCGCCCCCGCCCCCACCCCCGUCAGAGACCGACCCUCUCCC
This is a messenger RNA of Artibeus jamaicensis (Jamaican fruit-eating bat), 4141 nucleotides long. It is a transcript of the gene EPHA8, whose product is annotated as EPH receptor A8. Gene Ontology annotation, molecular function: ATP binding; transmembrane-ephrin receptor activity; protein binding. Gene Ontology annotation, cellular component: neuron projection; plasma membrane. Lineage: Eukaryota; Metazoa; Chordata; Mammalia; Chiroptera; Phyllostomidae. Gene Ontology annotation, biological process: axon guidance; cell surface receptor protein tyrosine kinase signaling pathway; protein phosphorylation. The transcript has 17 exons. The record is from RefSeq and is a predicted model, not a curated record. Bases 1 to 3018 code for a protein of 1005 amino acids.